Messenger RNA from Notechis scutatus (mainland tiger snake), 963 nucleotides. NCBI's taxonomy places the organism in Eukaryota, Metazoa, Chordata, Lepidosauria, Squamata, Elapidae. The record is from RefSeq and is a predicted model, not a curated record.
AUGCGGUUUUCAUGCUCCUACAGCAGCAGAAAGAGGUACGCACUAACCAUUUUUUUUGCAGAUGCAGCCCAUUGUGAAAAGUGUCCAGAUGACCAGUAUUCGAAUAAGAAGCGGGAUCAGUGUAUUCCCAAAAGCAUAAGCUUCUUAUCCUAUGAAGAAUCAUUGGGACUCAUCCUGAGUUUCUUUGCCAUUGCUUUGUCCCUAACCACUGCCUUUAUUCUGGGAAUCUUCAUUAAACACCAAGAAACUCCCAUAGUCAAAGCCAACAACCGUGAACUCACCUAUGUUCUCCUGGUUUCUCUCCUGUUUUCUUUCUUGACCUCCCUUCUAUUCAUCGGUCGCCCCAUGAAAAUGACCUGUCUCCUUCGACAAACCAUUUUCAGUAUUGUUUUCUCUGUUGCCGUAUCUUCUUUGCUGGCCAAGACUGUAAUGGUGGUGGUGGCCUUCCUGGCUACAAAGCCAGGAAGCAGGAUGAGGAAAUGGCUGGGGAAGGGUCUGGCCCACUCGAUUGUUUUAUCCUGCUCUGGUAUUCAAGUAGGCAUCUGUAUGACAUGGCUGGGAAUCUUUCCCUCAUUCCCAGAUUCUGACUUUCAUUCCCAGCCAGAACACAUCCUGCUGCAGUGCAACGAAGGUUCAGUGACCAUGUUCUACACUGCCCUUGGCUACAUGGGUUUUCUUGCUGCCAUCUGUUUCUUGGUGGCAUUUCUGGCUCGAAAUCUGCCAGGGACCUUCAAUGAAGCCAAACUGAUCACCUUCAGCAUCUUGGUUUUUUGUAGUGUAUGGAUCUCCUUUGUGCCCGGCUACCUGAGCACCAAAGGGAAAUACAUGGUGGCUGUGCAGAUCUUCUCCAUAUUGGCCUCCAGCCUAGGUUUAUUGGGUUGUAUUUUUGUUCCCAAGUGCUACAUUAUUACACUGAGACCUGACAUAAACACCAAGGAACAUCUGAUGAUGAAAUCUCAUUAA